AAACGCGCAUUAUGUCCAGCCAGAAACCAUCACAGGAGCUGGGGCGCGUUAAACAGCUAGAGACCAUAUUGGAUUCAUGCACUUUGGAGCUCACACCAGUCGAUGAGGUCUGGCCAGGGUUGUAUAUAGGAAAUGUAGCUGUGGCACAGAAUAAAAAGACGUUAUGUAAGCUUGGCAUCACUCAUGUCCUAAAUGCGGCGCACUCUAAACAGGGGAGCAUUGGUGACCAGAGAUUUUAUGGAGACACCUGUGUGUACUUUGGCAUCCCAGCAGAGGAUUCAGAUGAGUUUAACCUCAGUCAGCAUUUCAGACCAGCAGCUGAAUUCAUCCACACAGCUUUGAAGACCAAAGAUGGGAAAGUACUGGUCCAUUGUAUCAUGGGGGUGAGUCGCUCCGCCUCUUUGGUUGUGGCGUAUUUGAUGUUGCACCAGCGUCUGACUUUAUCCAAUGCUUUGAAACACGUCAUACAAAAGAGGUCCAUUUACCCCAACAGACAUUUCCUAUCUCUGCUCCUAAAGCUUGAUGACCAGCUAAGCUUCAAAAGGAGGUUUUGCCCAUUACUUUGAUAUUCCAUGUUUAAUUGUGUUGUUUAUUUUUAUAUGGCUUUUGUAAUGAGAAAGAUGUUAUUUUGUAUGCAAUUCAAAUUACUCAACAUUGCACUUUAUAUAUAAUGUCAAAUGUGUGUCCUUAAUAAAUUGUGGUGAAGUGUUUUUCAUUA
This is a messenger RNA of Boleophthalmus pectinirostris (great blue-spotted mudskipper), 718 nucleotides long. RefSeq names its product dual specificity protein phosphatase family protein. Gene Ontology annotation, molecular function: MAP kinase phosphatase activity; protein tyrosine/serine/threonine phosphatase activity. Gene Ontology annotation, biological process: protein dephosphorylation; negative regulation of MAPK cascade. The record is from RefSeq and is a predicted model, not a curated record. NCBI's taxonomy places the organism in Eukaryota, Metazoa, Chordata, Actinopteri, Gobiiformes, Gobiidae. Gene Ontology annotation, cellular component: cytoplasm. The coding region runs from base 12 to 566 and encodes 184 amino acids. The transcript is spliced from 3 exons.